Molecule: messenger RNA, 1944 nt
Organism: Microthlaspi erraticum
Lineage: Eukaryota; Viridiplantae; Streptophyta; Magnoliopsida; Brassicales; Brassicaceae
Source: the annotation of a GenBank genome assembly
AUGUCUGUUGUCGUUCCUCAUGAGAAUCUCGCAGAAGAUUUUGAUGAUGAAUUAGAAGACAGAGAUCAGUAUUUUGUGCAGAAACUUGUUGAGGAGUUCGAAGACGAGCCAUCGAUUCUUCACAACGAAUAUCCAGAGACUGAGAGUGAUAGUGAAGAAGAAGCAGAGGAAGGCGAACCUCUUGUAGGAAGACAGCGAACCCCUCAUAUCAGGCGUGGUGAUGGACCUGAUGGCCAUUUGUACAAAGACCAGACCUUCUUCAAUGGAGUUGCUUUCAAAGAAGCUGUUCUUGACUAUGCACUAAAAAGCAAACGAAAUCUGAAGCAAUACAGGCUAUUUUUAGAUAAAAUCCGAGAGGAACCAAGUUACUACAUGCCAAUGAAGAUUGAAGAACAGAUUCAAAAAUGGGGUAUAAUUGUAUCUAGGCCUCAAUGUCAAGCAGCUAGGAAUAAUGCAUUGAAGUGGAUUGAUUGGGAAUAUGAUCAGCAGUUUUCCCGUCUCCGAGAUUAUGCUGCUGAGUUGCUAGAGUCAAACAAAGAUUCGACUGUGGAGGUUGACUGUUUGACAAAUGCGGAAGGUCAAGAUGUGUUUAAUAGGUUUUAUGUAUGCUUUGAUGUCAUCAGAAGAACCUGGAAAAAUACUUGUAGGCCAUUGCUAGGUCUUGAUGGCACCUUCUUCUCAGGGAAAAUUAAAGGAACUGUAUUGGUGGCUAUGGGUAGAGAUGCAGAUAAUCGGAUAUACCCUGUAGCUUGGGGUGUAGUUUCAGUGGAAAAUUUUGACAAUUGGCAAUGGUUUCUGAGGAAGUUGAAGAUCGAUUUGCAACUUAAUGAUGGUGAUCAAUACAUCAUUGUUUCUGAUCGACAAAAGGGAUUGAUCAAAGCGGUUCAAGUAGAGUUACCAAAAACUGAGCAUAGAAUGUGUGUCAGACACAUCUAUGGGAACUUGAAGAAAAAGCAUCCAAGCAAAAAACACAUGAAGCCUUACAUAUGGAAUUUGGCAUGGAGCUACAAUGAACCAGAGUUUCUGGAAAACUUGGACAGGCUAUUCAAUUACGACAGUGGUGUGUACAAUGAUGUGAUGAAGCAAAAUCCCAGGAGUUGGUGCAGAGCUUUCUACAAGAAAGGUAACUAUUGUGAAGACGUGGAAAACAACUCAACAGAGUCGUUUAACAAGACAAUAAAACAGGCUAGAGGGAAGGCAUUUGUUCCAAUGCUAGAGACCAUAAGAAGAUUGGCUAUGGCACGUAUUGCCAAGAGAUCGGCCAAAUCUCAUGGUCACAAUGGGAUUUGUACACCAUAUGUUGCUAAGUUUCUUGAAAAAGAGCACGAAGAAGCUUCUAAAUGUAUUGUCACUGCAGCCACUAAUGGGUACUAUGAAGCAAAGCUAGAUGGUUGUCCUUACCGUGUAAACUUGGAUCGGAGAACUUGCAGCUGCCAUAAGUUUGAAAUUUGCGGAAUUCCUUGCAAGCAUGCAUAUGGAGUGAUAAUGGUGAAAGUGAAGGUACCUGAGGAUUAUGUUUGUCACUGGUUCCGCACAGCGACGUGGAAGAGAAACUAUGAAGAAGGGCCUAUUCCAGUGAGAGGUAUAAAGUUUUGGCCAACAACAGGUGCUCCAAAGGUCCAUCCUCCUCCUGUACCUGAUAAAUCGGAGGAUAAAUCAAAGGAUCCAUCGGUGGAUCAGUUGGUGGAUCAAUCCAAGAGUAAAAAGACAACCAAAGCCGACCACAAAAGAAAAAGAGGAGUUAAUGAGUCUCCAACCAAGAAGGCACCAAAGCUUAAAAAGAGGAUAAUGCAUUGUGGAGUUUGUGGAGAUGCAAACCAUAACUCAAGGAAACACAAGAAUGAUUCUAACAAGGGUCAAGGAGAAGCCUCUCAAGCGAAUCUCACUCAAGCUGAAUCCUCUCAAGGGACUCUCACUCAAGCUCCAUCUUCUCAAGCAACAUAG